AUGGAGGCAGAUGAUUGGCUAAGGACAAUCGACAGCAAGCUUCAGAUAGCUCAGUGCAAUGGAAGAGAAAAAGUUCUCUUUGCAUCCCACCAACUCAGUGGGCCAGCUCAGGAGUGGUGGACUGCUUACACUGCCGCUCAUGAGGACCCCCAGGAGAUCACCUGGGCAGAAUUCCGAAGCAGUUUCCGCGCUCACCAUGUUCCUAUCGGAGAAAUAAAGCUGAAAAGGAAGGAGUUCCUCAGUCUCAAACAAGGCCCUAUGUCUGUAAGAGAGUACCUCACUAAGUUCACUCAACUGUCUCGCUACACCCCCAGUGAUGUUGACACAGACGAGAAGAAGCAGGACUGUUUUCUUGAAGGUCUAAACUCCGGUCUACAGUAUGCCCUCUCUGCCAACGAGUACCCUAAUUUUCAGAAAUUGGUGGAUAGAGCUUUCAUAUUAGAAAAGAAGCGCCAGAAUCUAGGUGAAGAACGUAAGCGCCAUCUGCAGGGUCAGUCUUCUGGCAGUAACACUCGCCCCCGUUUCAACGCCCCUGCCACUGGUCCGAUGUUCCGCCAGGGAGGUCAGAACCAGCUGCAGCAAAACCAGCAGAGGCCACCGCAGAAGAUGCAAGGUCAGGUUACAGGGUCUUACAAGCCCCCGAUUCAGCAACAACAACAGCCUCGCCCCAACUUCCAGCAGCAGCGACCCAACCACAACCAGCCACAACCGCAGAAACGCACAGGUCAGGGGUUAGGCAACAUUGGUCCGUGUUUCAGUUGCGGCCAAUUCGGGCAUCUUUCCAAGCAAUGCCCUAAGAAGCAGCAAGGUCAGGCCCAAGGUAGUAACAACCAGCAGCAGCAGCCCCGCCAGAACACGAUGCAUGGUCGCGUCAACCACGUUGCAGUGGAGGAAGCCCAAGAAGCUCCCGACGUAGUGCUGGGAAUCGAUAUCAUUCUGGGAAUGGAUUGGCUGACCAAGUACAAAGGAGUCAUAGGAUGUGCAACAAAGACAGUACAGCUGACGCAUACUGAUGGUACCAAAGUGGAAUUCCAAGCUACAACAGAGUCAGCCAUCAACGCCAGUUUGAACAAAACCAAUGCAGUGGAAGAUAGCAGGAGAAUGGAUGCCAACCAGUUGGCUGAGCUCAAGGAGCAAAUGCAAGAGCUACUAGACAAAGGGUUUAUUCGCCCCAGUUCUUCGCCCUGGGGAGCCCCUGUAAUCUUCGUUCCAAAGAAGGAUGGUACACAGAGGAUGUGUAUAGACUAUCGAGCUCUGAAUGAAGUAACAAUAAAAAACAAAUACCCUCUGCCUCGCAUUGAAGAUCUGUUUGAUAUGCUGAUAGGAGCAUGUGUGUUUUCCAAGAUUGAUCUUAGAUCUGGAUAUCACCAGCUGAAGAUUCGUGCUUCGGAUAUUCCCAAGACUGCAUUUGUUACUCGGUACGGUCUAUACGAGUACACAGUAAUGUCUUUCGGACUGACCAAUGCCCCAGCAUACUUCAUGUAUCUGAUGAACAAGGUUUUUAUGGAAUAUUUGGACAAGUUCGUUGUGGUAUUCAUCGAUGACAUCCUGGUUUACUCCCAGAACGAAGUAGAACAUGAGGAACAUUUAAGGAUGGUAUUGCAGAAACUCAGGGAGAACCAGUUGUUUGCCAAACUGAGCAAAUGUGAAUUUUGGUUGAAGGAAGUUCCUUUCCUCAGUCACAUCAUAUCAGCAGGAGGUGUGUCCAUAGAUCCAUCCAAGGUAAGAGACGUUCUGAAUUGGAAGCCACCGCAGAAUGUGUCUGAGAUUCGUAGUUUUCUGGGUUUAGCAGGAUACUAUCGUCGAUUUAUUGAAGGUUUCUCCAAGAUAGCGAAGCCAAUGACCGAACUGUUAGGGAAGGGAGCAGAGUUCAAGUGGACAACAGCUAGAGAAGCCAGUUUCAAUGAAUUAAAGAAAAGGUUGACCUCAGCACCAGUUUUGAUCAUGCCAGACACUCAGAAGCCAUUCUCGGUAUAUUGUGAUGCAUCCCGUCAAGGUUUGGGAUGUGUGCUUAUGCAAAAAGGCCACGUUAUAGCUUAUGCAUCCCGGCAGCUAAGAAAGCAUGAAGAGAAUUAUCCAACGCAUGAUUUGGAGCUAGCCGCAGUUGUUCAUGCACUCAAGAUUUGGAGGCAUUACCUGAUUGGACAAAGAUGUGAGAUAUAUUCUGAUCAUAAGAGCUUAAAAUAUAUUUUCACUCAGCCGGAUCUUAACCUAAGACAACGCAGAUGGUUAGAGCUUAUUAAGGACUAUAAUUUGGGAAUCAACUAUCAUCCAGGAAAGGCGAACGUAGUAGCCGAUGCCUUGAGCAGAAAAUCUCAGGUUAAUUCUAUGACUCUCCAAGAGUUGAGUCCCGAACUAUGCAAGGAAUUCAAGAGGUUGAAUCUAAGUAUGGUGUGUAAUACCGAGAUGAUUGCUAUGGAAAUAGACUCAACACUUGAACAAGAUAUAAGGAAGGGUCAGCUUGAAGAUGACAAGAUUUUGGAGAUCAAGCAAUUGAUCAAAGCAGGCAAAGCCCCGGACUUUUCUGAAGACAAGCAGGGCGGCCGGCGUAGAACGGUCCUGAUGUUGGAAGGCUACCCGGGUUCCGCGGUGGUCAAGACCGUUGGUGCCAUGACCGGAGCAGCUGAGGAGAUAACUGCAUCUCUGAAUGAGCACGCGGCGGAGGUGCGCAGGCCCUCACUCCGGGAGGACGGGCAGGAAAACCGCCAGCACAACUCCUUCGCCCAGCUCGCCGGUAGGAACGGCUACGCCGACGGUGACAAAGGAGAAUGGGAAACCGAUGGCUGUUGCUGGAAUUAA
Messenger RNA from Phragmites australis (common reed), 2799 nucleotides. RefSeq lists its product as uncharacterized. The transcript has 4 exons. The record is from RefSeq and is a predicted model, not a curated record. NCBI's taxonomy places the organism in Eukaryota, Viridiplantae, Streptophyta, Magnoliopsida, Poales, Poaceae. Bases 1 to 2799 code for a protein of 932 amino acids. Gene Ontology annotation, molecular function: zinc ion binding; nucleic acid binding.